Saimiri boliviensis boliviensis (Bolivian squirrel monkey) is the source of this 2256-nucleotide messenger RNA. The record is from RefSeq and is a predicted model, not a curated record. Lineage: Eukaryota; Metazoa; Chordata; Mammalia; Primates; Cebidae.
AUGGCGGCAGGCUCGACUACGCUGCACGCAGUGGAGAAGCUGCAGGUGCGUCUGGCAACUAAGACGGACCCGAAGAAGCUAGGGAAAUAUCUGCAGAAACUCUCCGCCUUGCCCGUGACGGCAGACAUCCUGGCGGAGACUCGAAUCCGAAAGACCGUGAAGGGCCUGCGGAAGCACCAGCACGUGGGCCCCAUUGCCAGAGACUUAGCGGCCCGGUGGAAGAAGCUGCUUCUCGUGGACCCAAACACCAGGCCCGGGCCCGACCCACGGGACCGGGAGGAGAGCUCUUCCCGAGAGCGCCUCGGGGAGGCUCUUCGGGACCAAGAAAAGGCCUGGGGCUUCCCGGAAAACGGGACGGCCCCCAGGAGUCGAUCUCACAGCCCUGAGCACAGACGGACAGCACGCACAGCACCUACGGGGCUCCGGAGACCUGAGCGAAGCUCCCCCAGCCGCCAGGACGGAGCCCAGAGAAAGCGCCCCAGAAAUGCCUCGGCUGAUUCCGGCCCCAAUCGGGCCCCUCAGUCAGGGCGCGCCGGACCUCUCCCGAUGAGCGAGGGCCUGGAGCCCGGGCAGCAAACCCGAAGAGGCCACGCUGACACCGCCCAGGGCCUGCCCCUGCUCGCUGGAGGCUGCCAGGGCCAACCCCAGGACGAAGCGGUUGGGGGCCGCAGAAAGAAGCGCAAAUCCUCCCGCCGGGAAGAACGCCCUGUGGGUGCCCAGGGCCGCGGGCAGUCUCCCGCUUCCCUCAUGGAGACAUCCUCCGGGGCCUGCACCAGAGGGGAAUCCCCAAGGCCGUCCUCCCGGGAAAGCCCCAGGGACACAGCGCCCUCUGCUAGCGCCGGGACACGGAAGGAAGGAGGGCGCGCCGGCGGCAGUGGCCAGCGUCUCCCCGCCUGGGCGGUGGCUCCAGACGGCCACCCGGAGAGGCCUAGGCACAGACGCUCGCACAAGAAGAGGCCAGGUCUAGACGGCCCGGACCCACGAAAGGGGACACACGGCCUCUCCCCCGGGGUCAAACAGCAGCUUUCCGGCGAACCAGAGACUCGAGAGGGGAAGCCACGCACUGCUCACUUGGACGCAGUAGCCGUGGGCUCCCUCUCUGACGUGGAGGAGGGAGAGGGGGCUGAGGAAUUCCAGCAGCCCGCUCUGUCCUUCGAACAAUACCUCACCUACGACCAGCCGCAGAAGAAGGCGAAAAAGACCGCGAAGUCUUCCGGCACCGCUCGUGGAGAUCAACGACGGAGAGCAAGCCGUUCCAAGGGCACCGGCGAGUCCCGGGCUUCGCCUCCGAAAUUGCCUCCUGUCAAGGAAAGCCACUCCCCGAGGCCACAGGCGGCCGGUGCCGAUUCCUCCGGGCGGAAAACCGUGCUCAGCCACGGCUUCUCAGAGCUGUGGGACCUCUCAGAGCCCUGGAUGCAGGCCAACUACGAUCUGCUCUCCGCCUUUGAGUCCCUGACCGCCCAGACACAGACAGAACCGGCACUCUCCGCACCGACGUUCCAGGAGGAAACCGGUUCCCCUGGACGCAGAAAGAACGCCAAGAUGCAGGUGUACUCCGGCUCCAGGCCUGCCCGCCAGCCCGGGUGGCUGACCUUGCGCCAGCAGUGCGUCCGGGCGCUUAGAGACAACCCCGGCGUCCUGGGCCGAGCGGGACGCGUCCCCUCUUGGGUUUUUGAACUUGUCCUGGAGGGGUGUACGCCUGACCAGCUAUAUCGCAGAGAGAAAAACAAUCACGCACUCAUUGGACAGACAGACGGACUCUGGAGGAUUCACUGCCUCCGGGACUUCAAGGGAGAAAAUCCGCAGGAGCACGAGUCUUGGCGGGAGCUGUACCUGCGUCUUCGGCAUGCCCGAGAGCAGCGGCUGCGUGUAGUGACGACCAACAUCCGGGCUGCACGUGACAACAAGCCCCACGGCCGACGGACGAAGAUGAUCUGUUUCAACUCGGUGGCCGAGCCGCCUAACGGUGCUCCGAGGAGGCAAGAGAAGUCUGCAGGAGCCGCUGACCCCGAAAAUGGCAACAUCAACCCAGAUCCGCAUCCCCCAAAAAGCAGCCGCCCGCCGCCCGCUAGCGAGGGCGGCGGGGCAGGCAGCGGCCUUCCCAGGCGCCCUGAGAAGCGGGCCUACGCCUGCCUGAGCUGGAGCAACGCGCGGGCGACGCCCGAGGCCAAAAUCCGGAAACAGGCUGCCAAGAAAGUGGCCCCGCUGAUGGCCAAGGCCAUUCGAGACUACAAGAGAGCAAUCUUACGACGAUAA